Messenger RNA from Vigna umbellata (rice bean), 1033 nucleotides. The record is from RefSeq and is a predicted model, not a curated record. Lineage: Eukaryota; Viridiplantae; Streptophyta; Magnoliopsida; Fabales; Fabaceae.
CCUAUAGCAAUUGACUAUGUUUCAUUUUCCAGUUUAUUCCGUGGGGGAAUGAAUGAUGUGUGCACUAACUUCAUACCAAAAAUCUACACUUUCGAAUCCUUAUGUUUUUCAAAUUCCUACAGGAAUGUCUCCCCUUCCUUUUUCAUCUAACAUUCUUCUAUUCGAAUCCCAUUAGGGUUUUCUCUGAACUUCCCAAAUCGGUCAAACUCUAGAAAGUUCCGACCUUUGGUUUGGACCUAUUUGCGGAAGGAAAGGAAACACAAACAAGCUUCAAACUUGUUCUAAAAUGCUUGCUGCUGCUGCUUCAGCUUCUCGACACCUUCUUCAACGCGAUGCCAGCAUCGGUGCUUGCAGUGGCAGUGGCAAUCGAGUUCGCUCUCUUUUUACAGUUUCUGUGAUCUCCACAACCUACCCAAGUCGCACUAAAACAUGUUAUAGUCAUGGUUAUGGAAUCAGUUUCAAUACCCCUAAACACAGAGCGUGCCCAGGUUUGCUUUUUGCUGUAAAGGGGUUCCUUUCUGAUUCAUCAAAUUCUAAUUCUCCACAUGGCAGAGUUUCCAGACCUCACUUACCACAUCCUAGUUCAAGUGUGGAUGGGCGAGCAUUGUUCUCAACUUCAGCUAAAGAUGAUGGAAGCCGAAGCCAAAAGGCUGCUUCUUCCACCAUUCCUAAACCACCACCAUCACUUCCUAAUGGGCAAGUUGCUGAUGUGAGGAUCCUUCGCACACUUGCCAGUUACCUUUGGAUGAAAGAUAAUCUUGAAUUCCGGGUUCGGGUUAUUGCCGCAUUGGGCUUACUUAUUGGGGCUAAGGUUUUGAAUGUUCAGGUCCCGUUCUUGUUCAAGCUUGCAGUUGAUUCGUUGACGACGGCUUCGGGGAAUGCUGCUGCUCUUGCUUCGAGUUCAAGUGGGUCGGCUCUUUUUGCAACCCCAGUGGCAGUGUUGGUUGGAUAUGGGAUUGCGCGUUCAGGAGCUUCUGCUUUCAACGGUAUUUAUGCACUUGUUUUAUCUUCCUUCUAAACCUGCUCUUAUCUA